AUGGAGCUAGUGUGGGAAAAUGGAGAGGUUCUUAUCCGACGUCCAUCAUCCUCUACAAGAACUGCUCAACCAAGGCCACCUUGCACCAAAUGUUCCUCUCUCACGAAGAUGAAGAGGAAAGAUGGAGACAUAAACACUACAAGAAACUCCAAAAAUUCAAAUUCGAAAACUCUUUAUUCGACCUCCUCUCUUAACAAUUGUUUUGAAUCAUUACCUGAAUCAUAUGAGACCAAUCAAUCAAAUCCUUCUUCAGUACACAGAAGUAGCUUCAGCAUAAAAAAGUUCAGUGAGCAUAUUAUGGAAUCUCGUUUAAUAUUCUCAAAACCAGACAACGCUAUUGGGAGUACAAGCACGUUUGCCAAGGGAGAGUCUCAGCCUCUGACUGAAUGUAGCUGUGUCAACUUAUCUAAAUCUGUUUUACGAGAUCCAGGAUCAGGACUCAGUGCACCAGUAUUGCCAGCCAGUCGAGGAGAAUUAUUGUGUGCCGAAAAGUCAAUAAAUGAAGAGUUUAAGGUUUCUACAUCACAUGUAGAUUCAAAACCAUUUGAUUCCAAGAGCAAUUCACCUCCAGAUCAGCAAUCUAAUAUCGUUGGGCCUCUGGCAGAAUCUUCAAAAUUCUCACAAGGAUCAUCAAUUAAUCCAAAUAUAGUUGCCAGGAGAAAUUAUCAGCAACCUAGAGAUCAGUCAAAAUAUCAGAGUAAUAGGCGUAGAAAUGAAAUCAACAAGAGACUACGGAUCCUGCGAGAGCUCAUACCAAAUUGCCGUAAGGUGGAUAAAACAAUUGUGCUAGAUGAAGCUAUUGAGUAUCUGAAAACUCUUCAGCUUCAGUUACAGAUGAUGUCAGUCACAGCUGGACUGUACAUUCCCCUUUCUAUGAUGUUACCACCUGGACCAAUGCAACAAAUACGCACUUCAAGUUUGGCAAACUACCCAACAAUUGAUGCUGUAAGGGGACUGAGGAUGGGAACGGGUGCCGGAUGCAGCAGCGCAUUACAGUUUCCUACUUCACCUAUAUCAGGAGCUGUUGCUACGAAUUCAAGACAGAGUAUUUAUCACCAAAUGCUAGGUGUUCCCAGUUCAGUGUCACCCGUGCCUAUGACAAUACACCCACCCCUUGUACAUUCACUCACAAGAUUUUCUGCACGAUCAAUGGCAGAUACCACUGAGAAUAUAAAAAAAACAGUAGCUACGGGUUCUAAUGUUCCACAAAUUUCAACAACUAAAAUGAACUCUAAGAUGAAAACAUCCACUGUUUGA
Fraxinus pennsylvanica is the source of this 1257-nucleotide messenger RNA. The record is from the annotation of a GenBank genome assembly. NCBI's taxonomy places the organism in Eukaryota, Viridiplantae, Streptophyta, Magnoliopsida, Lamiales, Oleaceae.